CUGGCCAAGGGGCUAUAUAACCCUACCGAAUUCCCACUUCCCUGACACCACUCAGCCAGUGUGGAGACGCCCAGCCAAGCAUCAUCCGGAACCCUGUAAAGCAGCUCCAGCCAUGUGUGAAGAAGAGGACAGCACUGCCCUUGUGUGUGACAAUGGUUCUGGUCUCUGUAAGGCCGGCUUUGCUGGGGACGAUGCUCCCAGGGCUGUGUUCCCAUCCAUUGUGGGACGUCCCAGGCAUCAGGGGGUGAUGGUGGGAAUGGGACAAAAAGACAGCUACGUGGGUGAUGAGGCACAGAGCAAAAGGGGGAUCCUGACCUUGAAGUACCCGAUAGAACACGGCAUCAUCACCAACUGGGACGACAUGGAAAAGAUCUGGCACCACUCCUUCUACAAUGAGCUCCGUGUGGCCCCCGAGGAGCACCCAACCCUGCUCACUGAAGCACCCCUCAACCCCAAGGCCAACCGGGAGAAAAUGACCCAAAUUAUGUUUGAGACCUUCAAUGUCCCAGCCAUGUAUGUGGCUAUUCAGGCGGUGCUGUCCCUUUAUGCCUCUGGACGCACAACUGGCAUCGUGCUGGACUCUGGUGAUGGUGUCACCCACAAUGUGCCCAUCUAUGAGGGCUAUGCCCUGCCCCAUGCCAUCAUGCGCCUGGACCUGGCUGGCCGAGAUCUCACUGACUACCUCAUGAAGAUCCUGACCGAGCGAGGCUAUUCCUUCGUGACCACUGCCGAACGUGAGAUCGUGCGGGACAUCAAGGAGAAGCUGUGCUACGUAGCGCUCGACUUUGAAAACGAGAUGGCCACUGCUGCAUCCUCCUCCUCCCUUGAGAAGAGCUAUGAGCUGCCUGAUGGGCAAGUGAUCACCAUUGGGAAUGAGCGCUUCCGCUGCCCGGAAACCCUCUUCCAGCCCUCCUUCAUUGGGAUGGAAUCUGCUGGCAUCCAUGAGACCACCUACAACAGCAUCAUGAAGUGCGACAUUGACAUCAGGAAGGACUUGUAUGCUAACAAUGUCCUCUCAGGGGGCACGACCAUGUACCCGGGCAUUGCCGAUCGGAUGCAGAAAGAGAUCACGGCCCUUGCGCCCAGCACCAUGAAGAUCAAGAUCAUCGCCCCUCCAGAGCGCAAAUAUUCUGUCUGGAUCGGUGGCUCCAUCCUGGCCUCUCUGUCCACCUUCCAGCAGAUGUGGAUCAGCAAGCAGGAGUACGAUGAGGCUGGACCCUCCAUUGUCCACCGCAAAUGUUUCUAAGACACCCCAUGCUCUGCGUGUGGCUAGCACACAACUGUGAAUGUUUUGUGGAAUAAUGCCUUCGAUUUCUUUCCAAAUAAUUCCUAAUCAAAGCUCUGAUUCGUUACCUAUGUUUUU
Molecule: messenger RNA, 1363 nt
Organism: Fukomys damarensis (Damara mole-rat)
Lineage: Eukaryota; Metazoa; Chordata; Mammalia; Rodentia; Bathyergidae
Gene: Acta2
Product: actin alpha 2, smooth muscle
Exons: 9
Coding region: 113-1246 (377 amino acids)
Source: RefSeq, a predicted model, not a curated record